AUGACGUUCCGGACCAAGGGCCUCAACAAGCAGCAGCAGCAGCAACAGCUACAGCGGGGACAACAGGACUCGCACUAUCCCAACAACAAUCACCGACAGCACCGGAACCGUUACGACGACGAGGACGGCGGCGGCGUUGACGACAAGACCGGCGCGCCAGCCGACCGUCAUCAGCCACCGUCGUCCGCAGCUUUGGGCGGCGGCGGAACAGCUGCGGCUUACGGUCCCCGGCGUCUUGUCGUACAGCACAAGGUGAUAACUACUCCUAGUAAUUCUAGUGGAACAUUAAAUCCUGAAGCACACGAAUUCAAGUAUAAGUCAAUGACUGCAAAUCUAUCAAAGUCUGACGAUGAACCAAAUAAAAAAAAAAAUGCGGAAACCGGAAAUAAGAAUAAAGGUAAAUAUCAUUUUUAA
This is a messenger RNA of Macrosiphum euphorbiae (potato aphid), 414 nucleotides long. Lineage: Eukaryota; Metazoa; Arthropoda; Insecta; Hemiptera; Aphididae. The record is from the annotation of a GenBank genome assembly.